AUGGUCGCCACACACAGGAUUUUGGGCUUGAAUGAGGAGCCAAAACGUAGCAGCCCCCCGCCGGCCGAGGGCAAGGAGACAAGGGAGGGGGGAGAGCAUGGUCAUGGGUUGCGAUUGAUAUUUGAUCGCUUUCGAAAGACAAAGACCCGGCGUAGGCUGGCAGAGGGUGCGAGACUCUCGUCUUCUCAUCCUAUGUCUCCCAUGUCGCCGCUGAAGUCACGGGCCAGUCGGCCUCAGAAGCUGGACACGGCCGCCGGCGCCUCAGCCCGCCGGGCGCCGGAUACUAGCGCCGCCUCCCCAACCGAGACAACGACGCCGCGGAAUGCACAGCCAAACAUCUUCUCCCGGAUGCUGCGCAACGCCCGGAGCAAGAAGAACCUGAAGCAGUCGCGCAGCAGGCCAGCCCAGAGCGCCAAGGCCCCUGGCAGGAGCGCGGAUUUGGAGAAUGGGGGCAGUGGGCAGGCGUCCCGUCCAGCACAAGGCUUGGCAUUGAGACCUGCUGCCAGCCACGAGCCUGGCGAGUCGCUGCCCAGGGCGGAAUCGAAGGCGGCAACGCGACAUUCCCACGUUCCCGCGCACGAAACCCCGGUCUUUGCGCCUGUGCUCACGCUGGACCACACCCAACACACGCUCGACAGUGGUGAGCCCAAGACGCGGCAGCUGUCGGCAGUUACCCAAGCAUCCUCCCUAGACGUGGAGCACACGGGCUAUCAACCUUUAGGUGUCCCAAACAGGAUCUCUCGCGACGACAGACCGCUAUCGGCAUUAACGACGGACACGUUGAACUACAAUGCAUCGCAUGAGUCAAUAGGGACCCGUGAGGCUGCGGUAAAUAAGUUGCAGCCACCGCCUUCGCCAUUACCUACGCGCGACCAGCACUCAGACACCCUCCCCCCUGCUCAAGACCCUUCUCAUACCCAUGAAGAGCCUUCGGACUUCCAGCAGUUUGUGCAGCAGGCUGGCGAUGGUGAUCGCCAGGAACGCGAAGUGAUGUGGAAUGCCAUCACAAACCGCCCCGGGAAGAAGAAGGUUGUUCUCGAUCACCCUGAUCUGGCUUUCAUGAACCCGGGCUCGCUAGAGCGCUCCGACACAUUUGGGCGUUCGAAGCGGGACAAGCAGGGCUCCAAAACGAAAGAGAGUUCGUGGAGGCGAGCCAGCUAUCGAAGUGAUCAUAAACGCGAUGAUGAGAGGCGGAGGUUGUCCGUGGCUGGCGACGCCCACAAUGCAAAUCCAAGUCCAGACACGGCAGGCAUGGAUUAUAGGACGAGACCCAAUGCAACAAGGAGGUUGUCAGAUUUUCUCAGGCCUUCUAGGGCCUGA
Neoarthrinium moseri is the source of this 1320-nucleotide messenger RNA. RefSeq lists its product as uncharacterized. NCBI's taxonomy places the organism in Eukaryota, Fungi, Ascomycota, Sordariomycetes, Amphisphaeriales, Apiosporaceae. The record is from RefSeq and is a predicted model, not a curated record. The transcript has a single exon. The coding region runs from base 1 to 1320 and encodes 439 amino acids.